GUCUGUCCGGGGGCUCGUCCUGGGGGCUCUGUCCAUCCGGAGCCCGUGCCCGUCCGGGGGCUCUCCUCCGGUGUCCGUGUCUGUCCAGGGGUGCGUGUCCUUCGGAAGACUCUGCCCCGCGUGGUCCAUCUCGGUCCGGGGGCUCUGUCCAGGCUUUAUAUUAAGACAUGGUUACUGACUUUGAUGAAAAACAUGACGAAUACUUAAUAUCCCUUCAGCAGAGAAACAGGUUACUGGAACGGUUAAAGAGAAAAGAUCCUGUGCAGAUCAGGCUGGAGCAGCUGGAACAAGGCUUUUCUCUCUAUGUGAAUGGAGCUAAUUCAGAGCUGAGAAGCCACCGCCGAAAAACCAACUCCCACGGCUGCCUUAAAAACGAGACAAAGGCCUCCAGGACAAAUGCAGCCCAGCUAGGGGAGAGGGAGUUGCCAGAACACAGCACACAGACUGCACCCACCAAGAUCCAACGCAGGAAUUGGCUCCAGAAAACUGUGGCAAUUAAAACAGAAAAAGGGGGUAAACUCUACAUUAAACCAUCUCUUCAGUACUCUGAGGAUUUUGAACCUUAUGAAAGCUUGACCUUGGAGACAAAUGGUGAUGAUCCUCUCCAUUACUCCCAGGAAUUGAGGAGCAGCUUGCAACACAGUGUAGAAGAGGAAGGGAUGGAAGAAGACUCUCUUAGUGAUGACUCUGACUCUGUUGAAGAGGAUGUAUUUUCAGAGCCAUCUCCCACUGAGGAAGACAUUUCAAGCUUUGAAGACCUUCAUUUCCAUGGCAGUAGGUCACUGCAGAAAGAGGUUUCUGAGCAUCAGGAUGUCGGGAGGUGCUCUGGCCUUGAUUGUGGUGCCCUCACUGUGCUGGAGUCCAACCAGGAUCAGAGCAAAGUGAAGCCAGUGCGAGUUCUGUCUGCCAAAAGGAAGGACAGUGCUGAAUUGUACAUUCCUGUCAGACCAGUCAUGGUGAAAAACAAAGGCACUCGGCCACUCUCUGCUGAGUUCUUGCACCAGGAAAGACACGAAAAAAUUUGUUCUAGACCCUUAAGUCGACCAGAGAGGUCACUGUCAGCAACUCGGAAGAACGUGUGCGAGAAGGAUCCUGAUCUCUCGGUUUCAGCUGUGGUUCAAGCCAUGAAAACUGAGAAUGAAGCCUUGCAGAGAGACCUACAAAGCUCCACAGGCCCUGAAAAGAAGAAAUCUUCUGUUUCAUCUCUUGUUUCCUCAAUGACUGAACCUCCAGAAAAAAGCCAGACAAGGAGUGCAGUGACAAAAGCUGAGAGAAUCUGUCCUUUUGGAAGCAGACAAAAGAAGAAACUUCUGAAAGUCUUUCUGGAGCAUGAGAGCCAUUCUGCCUGUGACAAUGACAGAUCCCUGGCUGAUGACAAAGCUGAAGCAGAUUCCAUGUUGAGAGAGAAGGUGACAGCCAGCGUGGAAGUGCAUGAUGCCAUUUAUGUGACUAUGGAACUGCUUUCCAACUGGGGAAAUCCAGGAAACGUGGGCCUGAGCCAGGUGGAAUUCUUUGAUUUACACAACGAGAAGAUCUUUGUGUCUCCCCAUGAUGUGGACAUUCGAAAUGCUGACAACCCAGGGGAUUUGUGCUGCCUGGUCAAUAAGAAUUUAAAUCUCAGGAAGGAAAGCUGCCUCUGGAUGUGCCCUUUCCAUCCGCCCAUCCAACUGUACUUUGUUAUCCGCAAUCCCACCCGGUCAUGUGACUUUGGUAUAUCCAAGAUCAAGAUUUGGAAUUACAGCACAACAACUCCCAGUGACCUCGAUGUUGGAGCAAAGAAGGUGAAGUUAUAUGUUGAUGAGAACCUUGUAUUUGAGGGUGAAUUAGAGAGAGCCUCUGGAGAUCUCUUUGCUGACCAUAACACUACAAUUGACCUUACAGAUCACAAGCAAGAUACCUCUGCAUCUCCCUCAGGUGAAAGGAAAGAAGUAAAUGCAGUCACAGACAAGGAAGCAGACCUACAUUUUAAAUGCUCAGAAUCAAGGACUACUUCACUAAACUGGAAAUCCCUGCCAGAAGAAAAUCUUCUUAAGCAUAAAAUGAACUCAAUCAGCUUUACAAAGAAAAAUUUGCCAGAGUUAGAGGAUGAUCUAAAAGCAUUCCCAUCUCAAGUUUGUAUAAAAGAUACCAGAGAGAAUUCAGCAGUAGCAGCAGUUGUGGAGCACGUUCAGUCUGAUGAUGAACUUUCUCUGAGUGAACAAAUGGAAAAGUUAACAGGGAGAAAAUUGUCUGAUUCCACAGGUGCACUUCCACCUUGGUUACAGUCAUCUUCCCAAGUAACUGAGAACAGUCAUGUUACUCCCAGUAAGCAGAAGCCUUCCUGGCUUGCUACAGAACGUAGUUUAAGCUCGAGAUUUCAAACACAGUCAGAUGGAAUCAUGAAAAACUUCUCAGACCUGACAAAUGAGGAUGUCAAAUGUCAGAGAAAUGAACUGGGAAGACCCAGUAGUAGGAAUGCAAAUGGAGAUGAGAGGUCACUAGUGCUGACCAGAAAGGAUGGUGAUGUGGGCUUGGACAUUUUGGAGCAGCUUUCUAACAGGAAUUGCUGCAGCUCACAGUACCCUACGAGUGGAAGGAGAAGUGUCAGAUGUGGUAAAAAGCUGGGAUUAAACACUAUAAAUCUUGGAGAAGAGGAUUCUGCCCACAAAGAUGAAGACUUUUCCAUCAAGGACGUAGCAGCCUCCAGAGCGAAGUGGUGCAGUGAACAAGAGCACACUCUGCAGGAGUCCUGGAACUCCUUGGUGAAAUUUAAUUAUUCCCAUCGCGGCCGGAUCUCGAACAUGGAUUUUCAAGGGGAUAUCUUUGAUGAGUUCCUCCACCAACAGAAGCUCAACCGCUCCGGAGAAUGUCAGCAAGUGAGGAAAGAGGGACUGCAAACACUACCCAAGAGGCAAGAGGAAGAAAGUGCUGUGGAGGCACAUGAUGGAAAUGAUUUUAAAAUUCCCGUUUUACCUUAUGGGCAGCACUUAGUGAUAGACAUUCGAACAACGUGGGGAGACAGGCAUUAUGUUGGUCUUAAUGGAAUUGAAGUUUUCAGUUCUAAAGGAGAUCCUGUUCAGAUUGCAAAAAUAACAGCUGAACCACCUGAUAUAAAUAUUUUACCAGCUUAUGGGAAUGAUCCCAGAAUAAUAACCAACCUAAUUGAUGGGGUGAAUCGGACACAGGAUGAUAUGCAUCUCUGGCUGGCACCAUUUACCCCUGGAAAACCUCACUUUAUCUUUAUUGACUUUGUGAAUCCCUGUCAGGUAGCUAUGAUUAGGAUUUGGAAUUACAAUAAAUCUCGAAUCCACUCUUUCAGAGGUGUGAAAGACAUUAUCAUGCUGUUAGAUGAACAAUGCAUCUUUAAAGGAGAAAUUGCCAAGGCCUCAGGAACAUUGUCUGGAGCUCCAGAGCACUUUGGGGACACUAUAUUGUUCACUACUGAUGAUGAUAUUCUUGAAGCUAUAUACUGCUAUGAUGAGACAUAUGAUGGAGAAAUGGAAAAUGCCAGCUCCUUGAGAUAUGAGGAAGAGCUAAAGAGGCCAACAACUGCUGACAGGGAGGGAGAUGAAAGACCUUUUACACAAGCAGGUUUGAGAACAGAAAAUCAACAGGUUCUAGAGCCAGACUCUUUCUCUGAAUGUACACCUAAGGAGACAGGAAUAUUUACUGGAAAAUGCCUGCAGCUGAAUUUUACCAUGACCUGGGGAGACUCCCAUUACCUCGGACUGACAGGACUUGAGGUGAUAGGGAAGAAUGGUCAAGCACUAAAAAUCAGCACAGAACAGAUUUCUGCUUCACCCCAAGACUUAAACGAUCUUCCAGAGUACACAGGAGAUUCCAGAACGCUGGAAAAGUUAAUAGAUGGGACUAAUAUCACAGUAGAGGAUGACCAUAUGUGGCUCAUUCCUUUCUCUUUUGGAGAAGAUCAUCUGCUCACAAUCCAUUUUGAUAAAAUUGAAAGUAUCGCAGGGCUUCGCUUUUGGAACUAUAAUAAAUCUCCAGAGGAUACCUACAGAGGGGCCAAGGUGGUCCACGUGUUGCUGGAUGGGCACAGCAUCUCCCCGCUGGAGGGGUUCCUCAUCCGCAAGGGACCAGGAAAUUGCCACUUUGACUUUGCCCAAGAGAUUCUCUUUCUUGACUAUCUGCAGCCCCAGCCAACUAAUAAAGUGCACAGGAGGACUGGGGCAAAGAGAAUGGAACAAGCCAGCAUGGACUAUGAAGCACCCUUAAUGCCAUGUGGUUUUGUUUUCCAGUUUCAGCUCCUGACAAGCUGGGGUGAUCCAUACUACAUUGGUUUGAAUGGACUGGAGUUGUUCAAUGAACAUGGAGACCAAAUCUUACUAACUGAGAACAACAUCGCUGCUUUUCCAGACAGUGUCAACAUUUUGGAAGAUGUGUCUGGAGACAUCCGAACUCCAGACAAACUCAUUGACAGAGUCAAUGACACGACUGAUGGCAGGCACAUGUGGCUGGCACCAGUUCUGCCUGGCUUGGUGAAUAGGGUGUAUGUCAUUUUUGAUGUACCUACUACCGUGUCAAUGAUCAAGUUAUGGAAUUAUGCCAAAACGCCUCAGAGAGGUGUGAAAGAGUUCGGGCUUCUGGUGGAUGACUUGCUGGUGUACAAUGGGAUUCUGGAGAUGGUGAGCCAUGUGGUGUCAGGAAUCCUCCCAACCUGCGACCCAGUGGUCCCAUAUCACACCAUCCUCUUCACAGAUGAUGAGAAGAUUUGCCAUCAGGAGAAGAGAACUGUUAUUAGCAAUCAUGUGGGAGACCAGGAUGUCCGAAUGAUGAAUGAAAAUGAGAUUGUCACAAACAGCAAAAAGAAGCAAGUUGUGGCUGAUCCAGCCUUGCGUCCAAAAACCUGCAUGUGUGAGAAAGGGCUGCAGAGGAGGAAAAGAUAACAAGGGAAGUCCUGGAUGCAUCCAGCCCUGAAUAACUGCAAUCCAGAUCUCCAAGAUGUGCAUCAUCCAAAUGGAAGAUUUUCUACGUCUGCUGUUGCUGAACCACCUCCUGUCUUAUGAGGGGCAGUUUUAUUUGCCACAGGAAAUUUUCUGCAGAAUGAAAUCUAAAGCAUGAAUUUAUUUUCCUGGGGGUUCUUUGUCAUGAUCUGUCUGAUUUUUUCCCCCUCAUCUCUUAAUUGAAAAUCCAGGGAGGAAGGAACAUAAAGGAGAGAGUGAGAACUGUACUGCUGACAACUGUUCCUGCCAAGUACUGAGAACUUGGGUGAAGCAGGAUGGUUUUAUAACCACAGGUUUUUCAGAUUGUAUUCAAGCUUUUUUUCCUAAAUCCUAGCUGGAUGAUCACGAAGAUCCUCACUAGAAGGAACUGUUGCUUUAUUUCUGAUGCCUGUAAACAGUUCUCUGGGAAAUGCACUUAUUAGAGGAAAUAACUCUUUACCUGUCUGUCUCUGGGCUGCCACUGCCUGUUUUGAUGCUGUGGCUCUCAGCAGGAGCUGACACUGUUUCUGACACCUGGAGAGGUUCCCCUGGGCUUGCAGAAGUGUGAUGGAUGCUUUUAGGAAAUGGAGAUCAGGAAGAAGGUUUAUCAAGGUUUAGCAAGUGCAUUUCAGCUGUCAUUUCUUUCAUGUUUUGCAGUGAAAUAAUAAUUUCUUUCAUUACUUCACUACCAUGAAAAAAGCAAAUGAGGUGUUUUGCCUGGAGUGCCAUUGACAGGCACUCUACACAUUCUUCAGAGUCCUCCUGCUGCAAAGCAAUGUUCUUUUGUCCUAUUUUGCCUGCUCUUGUUUAUAUGAACAAGGAGGCCAUACUUCUGUGCUGCACUAUCCACAUCUGUUGCCAGCAACAUAUUGUCACUUCUGAGAAAUGGUAAAUGCAUUUUAAGUAGCAGAAGGUAAGGAACAGAGUGCAUUUUUACACAAAAAAUACCCUGCUAUGUAGUCACUGGAACAAAAGCUCUAACCAGAUAAAUAUGCUGCAGGAUUUGCUAUGCAAAUGUACUUUUCACUGGAAAUUUGGUGUUUGUGACAACCUGAAUAAGUUUCCUCCAUAGUAGAUUCUUCCUUUCUCAUUUAGAACUCGCUCAUUCUAACCCAAGCCAGUUGAUGAUUCCAUGAUUGUUUCCAGAGAGAACUGAACACUGAAGCCAGGAUGUGCUUUUAGACAUAAAACAAAGUUACUGUUGCAGCUGUUGCUGUAGAAUCAAACUGUUCUGCUUCCCUUUCUGUCCUAAGUCAGGAGUGUAAUAUUUUGUAUAUUUGCUUAUUAAAACUUCACUGCUGUUGGCUAAGCUGAAAAGACACGAGAUAGCAAUGCAUUUCCCAAAUUUCUAUGUAUUGAUGGACCAACAAAAUGUAUUUUGUACUAAAUACAAACCACUUUAUUUCUAAAUGUGAAA
This is a messenger RNA of Pseudopipra pipra, 6336 nucleotides long. It is a transcript of the gene KATNIP, whose product is annotated as katanin interacting protein. The record is from RefSeq and is a predicted model, not a curated record. The transcript has 26 exons. Bases 168 to 4883 code for a protein of 1571 amino acids. Lineage: Eukaryota; Metazoa; Chordata; Aves; Passeriformes; Pipridae.